CAUAAAGAUAUUUGGUCUCUAAUAAAAGGAUAAGUGGAGGAAGCGCCCGCGGCAAAUGAGUGGUGGUUAUUCUGCCGCUGCUGGCAGUGGCAGACAAGAAAGGAGGAGACGAAGAAACUCAACCUCACCGUUGAAGGAUCGUACCAAAACCACUUCAUCCAACUUGUCGUCUUCUUCUUCAUCCAAACUAAGCUCAUCAUCCUCUGCCACUCUCCUCGACGAUGACCCAACCGUUCUCCUCUUUGACGAAUACCCUAACCCUAACCCUAACCCCCGAAGCUUCCCACACAGUGUUAAACAGAAAUGCUGGGAAAAAGCUGAGAAGGUCAAAGGACGAGACCCCGAUCGAUGGCGCAGAGACCCCCUCGGUAACCUUAUGUUUCGUAAACUCGUAGGUUGCCCUGGUUGUCUCUGUCAUGACUACGAUCACAUUCUCCCUUACUCCAAGGGGGGCAAAAGCACGCUGGAAAACUGUCAAGUGUUACAGGCAACAGUCAAUCGAUCAAAGGGUAAUCGAACAGAUAUCUCCAAAGCUGAUCUUAUCCAGAAGAGUUCUUAUUGCAGAGUUUCAGAUCGUGAUAUGGACCUUCUGGAAUUGUCUGCCUUUGGCAAUGUUCGGCGUGGGCCCGAUACCGGAGGAUGUAGAAUUCAAUGAAGUGAACGGACAUUUAUACAUAUUAAUUUGUUGUGUGUUGAUUCCCAUAUGUGGUUUGAAUGAUAACAAUUUUUGGAGCUCCAUCUAUGUAACCACAAAGAAAGCGAUGGCAUUGUCAUCUCUUAAGUUGACGUAUUCAAGUGUAGCUAUGGUUAUUCUCUCUCUCUCUCUCUCUCUCUCUCUCUCUAGAACAACAAGGUCGAGUUUGGGUACUUUUCUUUCUUCAUAGUUCACCCACUCUACUAUAUUAACUGGGUGUGUUACAGGAUCAAUUUAUCGUGGGAGUAGGUAUUUUUCAAACUUUCUUUGUUUAAUAAUUUUGGUAUGAAUAUUUAUUCCAUCAUGUUAGUAUAUUGAAUGGUUGGAUUUGUUUGAUUAA
Cicer arietinum (chickpea) is the source of this 1034-nucleotide messenger RNA. RefSeq lists its product as uncharacterized. Gene Ontology annotation, molecular function: nucleic acid binding; zinc ion binding; endonuclease activity. The record is from RefSeq and is a predicted model, not a curated record. Lineage: Eukaryota; Viridiplantae; Streptophyta; Magnoliopsida; Fabales; Fabaceae.